Molecule: messenger RNA, 1947 nt
Organism: Stylonychia lemnae
Lineage: Eukaryota; Ciliophora; Spirotrichea; Sporadotrichida; Oxytrichidae
Source: the annotation of a GenBank genome assembly
AUGGUCGUUCUCUUCGAAUGCUCCUCUAUUGGUAAUCAUAGACUUAUUAUUGAAUUCAGCUUAAAGCAAUACAAUGGGUUCAACUCUGAGAUCACAAGCACUACCUUCAGUCAUAAUGAGCAGUAUGUGUUUGCUGGCUCUUAUUCGGGCACUAUUGUAGUCUGGGACAUUGAGGCUUAGAAAGUGGCGAUGAAUUUCAAAGAACAUUUAUCUCAAGUUAUGUGUAUUGCAGCUUAGAGGGAGUUCAACGGUCCAUACUUAGUAAGUGGAUCUCUAGACACUAACGUGAAGACCUGGGAUCUUAGGUCUAAAAAGAGCAUGAUGACCUGCAAGUCUCACUCAAAGCCAAUCACCUCAGUUGAUAUAUCAGUUGAUGGGAGAAUAGUAGCCAGUGGGUCUCAGGACACCUAUGUUAAAAUAUGGGAAAACCCGAGCUCAAGAUGCAUUCAUUAACUAAGACACAGUCAAAUUGCUGGUGUCACUUAGAUAGCCAUUAAUCCCAAAGAUGUGUCCCUAGUUGCUGGCUACAGUGAUAGGUUCCUCAGGUACUGGGAUCUUGACAUUGGAAAUAUGAUAUGUACCACUGCGCCAUGCGAUACCACACCUGUGCAGAAGUUUUGGUUUAGUGACGAUGGAGCUACAGUGCUUGCUGGAAUGAGUGACAGCAUCAAAGUAUGGGAUAUAGAAUAAGCUACAAUGAUAGAUAUUAUAAUGAAGCCUCAAUCUCAAAUUUAUGAUAUAAAGCAAGUUGCUGAGUACAACAGUGUUGGUUCCUCAGUCAUUUUAUCGCAAAUAUCAAACUAGGAAGUUAAUCUAAGACCAGCAGACUUGCAAGAUGAAGUAGUAACUAGUCUGACUUCAAAUGAAAUGAAUUCCAAAUUACCCUCUAUAGACUAAAAACUUGACUUCUACAACAAUAACAACAACAAACCCAAUCUGAAGUAAACACAGAGAGUCAGUUAAGCCAAUCUAAAUAACCCAGAUAAAACUCCACAACUAAACUAAAGUGUAUAGAACCAAAUGAAGUCAACUAGAUAUGUCGAGAACAUCCAAUCAAGCAAAGGCCCUUAAUCUAGUGUAUUGGCUAAGAAUGGAUUCAAUAUUAUGACUAAGAUAAAGAAACAGUCGACAAUCAAGAAUCAGUUUUAGGACUCCUUGGAAGACUUUAAUUCAGUUAUUGCCAGCACCAAGCGUCUCCCUUCUCGACAAGAAAAUAGCAAUAAAAAUGACAGCAUUGAUCCAAUGAGAAUGACAUCGAGGACAAAUCUUUCCAGUCUAUAUGAAAUACCAAUAGAUAAACCUUUAAAUCUUGACAUUGGCAAAUUCCUAUAGCCUACAGAUGUCAAGUACAAUGGCAAUGAUAUAGAAUUAAUACAAGAGGCUAUGAAGUAAAGCCAAGUCAUGGAUCGAAUCCUUGACAAGAGAUAGAAGAAUUUGAAGACUGUGCUAAAGUGGUGGGGUUAGGGAAACAUCAACAGUACUAUUAAUUGUUUAUCAUAGCUAAAUGAUUUAAGCGUAGUUAAUGACUUUGUUGCGGAUACCUUCGCUGUUAACUCGAAACUGGAUUUGCUUAAUAUGGAGAACACCCCUGCAAUCUUAGCUCAUUGCCUUAGAUUGAUUAACUCUAAGUAUGAGUCGCAUUCGAACACUGGCAUUCGUGCUUAUAACAAUAUUUUCAAAAUUUUCUAAGAUAGGAUAAUGCAGGCUAAGAGUAUAAUAGUGAGUGAUAAGGUAGACAUAGAAAGAGAAAAGAGGAUGGAGAAGAUUGAUGCUAUGAUUGACUAGUUCGAGAGAAUACUUACAGCAUAAGGCUGGGAUAGAGCUUUGAAGAGCUAAAAUCAGGAAAUAAGAGAGCUAGCUGCAAAACUGGAUAAUGAUCUAGACUUCUUUAUUGAGAAGUGCAAAAAGAAACCAGUUGCUAGUAACUUUAAUGCAAAAUUUGAUUGA